Molecule: messenger RNA, 852 nt
Organism: Bicyclus anynana (squinting bush brown)
Lineage: Eukaryota; Metazoa; Arthropoda; Insecta; Lepidoptera; Nymphalidae
Exons: 6
Source: RefSeq, a predicted model, not a curated record
AUGGAGAACAUGUCGGGCAGGGAAGGACGCCCUCCAGCUGGAUGGUCGGGUGACAUCAAAAAGGAUACCAGAAGUAGUCAUCUGCGACUAGAUGGAGGAUUCUGUUUUGAAAUCCCACCCUGGCAACACCAGCCGGUCGAAGUGGAGAAACAUCUUGCAAAGAUACGAAAUGUAUGGGGAAAUAGUUCCAUAGAAAGACGGCAGACGAAUCUGUCAUUUCCAUUGGAUAAUCAAGAAAUCAACCGUUACAUGGAUACGGUGAUAGCACCUUUUCUAGACACAUAUCACAGGAACAUCCAGAACUCCUACCAGCAGCUGACGGAUAAAAUCCUCAAGAGGAUCAAAGACGUAAUCAACGUCGCUUUGCGGAAGAAGCAAAAAAUUUAUACGGAACUCACGCAGUUGGCGGAUUCCUUGAAACUUCCACCUAUGUGUGAUGAGGAGCGUCGAGCACUACGUACGCUGGCAAGCAAGCACGUGUCCCUCAUAUACAAGUGCACGGAGCAAGCGCGCACGUCCAUAGUCGAGAUGGGCAAGUACGCUGAAGGAAUGAUCACCAUUACCCGCAACCAUAUGCAGUUUGCGUUGACAGAAGGAUUAAAAUAGACUGAUAAUUUUGAAAAUCCUCUAAAAAACUCUAAUUCCAGGUUAAAUGUAACCGCAUGUCUGAAAGAGUUGUCCAAAGCAGCAGUAGCUCUAGGAUACGAGUUAGAUCUCAGUCUCACUAAUGGAAGACGCCAUAACGACCAGUCUUGUGAGAAACUGAUCAACUGUUGUGCCAAGGCCAGGAAGAAUACAGACUUCGCUGUUAGUACUCUACGUGAAAAGUUGUAUCAGUGUGUAUAUGCCUAA